GGAAAGCGGCUGGCUGACCUGUCGAAGCACCUCGGUCUGCGCCACGUCGUGUACAGCGGCCUGGAGAACGUGAAGCAGCUGACAGGGGGCCGGCUGGAGGUGCUCCACUUUGACGGCAAAGGCGAGGUGGAGGAGUACUUCCGGGAAGUCGGUGUUCCCACCACGAUCAUCCGACUGCCGUUCUAUUUUGAGAACUUCCUCUCCAUCUUCAAGCCACAGAAGGUCCCGCAGGGAGAUACCUUUGUCCUGGCGCUGCCCAUGGGGGACACCCCCAUGGAUGGGAUGGCAGUGGAGGAUGUUGGGCCUGUUGUGCUUUGCCUGCUGAAGUUCCCAGAGGAGUAUAUAGGCCAAGUGAUUGGGCUCAGCACCGGCAAGCUCACCGAGGCAGAGUACGCCGCUGUCCUCUCCCAGCAGACUGGCAAGACAGUGAAAGCCAGCAAGAUCUCGCCAGAGGAGUAUGAGAAACGUGGCUUCCCCGGGGCCAAGGAAUUGGCCGCCAUGUUCCGUUUCUACACCCUGAAGCCGGACCGCAACGUGGACCUGACCAUGAAACUCAACCCCAAAGCCCGCACCUUCCAUCGGUGGGUGGCGGACAACGUGGCUGCCUUCUGA
Molecule: messenger RNA, 612 nt
Organism: Leptosomus discolor (cuckoo roller)
Lineage: Eukaryota; Metazoa; Chordata; Aves; Leptosomiformes; Leptosomidae
Source: RefSeq, a predicted model, not a curated record